GUGUGUACACUGUAGCCUACCGAGCAGACCGGAGUAAGACUUUCUCUCCUGAAGAGAUCCGUUCAAACAUGGUUCCUCCCGUUCAAGUCUCCCCGCUUAUCAAGACAGCAAGAUGGUCAGCCUUGCUAAUUGGAUUAAUUUAUGGGAAGCAGAGAUAUGAUUAUCUGAAGCCCAUUGCUGCUGAAGAAAGGAGGAUUGAGGAGGAAGAGAAGAAACUCAGGGAAGAGCAAGAGCGCAUUUACAAACAGCUUUCUGAAGGUCUGUAAUCUCUCUCUAUACACCAUUCUGAAGUAAAUCUCCAUGAUGUAUCCAUUCCAGCACCAAAUGAUAUGAAUCAUAAUAAACCUUUUUUAUUUUCAAUAAAGACAGAAGGUAAAAAAA
Molecule: messenger RNA, 381 nt
Organism: Sinocyclocheilus anshuiensis
Lineage: Eukaryota; Metazoa; Chordata; Actinopteri; Cypriniformes; Cyprinidae
Product: ATP synthase subunit e, mitochondrial-like
Exons: 4
Coding region: 69-266 (65 amino acids)
Biological process (GO): proton motive force-driven ATP synthesis
Cellular component (GO): proton-transporting ATP synthase complex
Molecular function (GO): proton transmembrane transporter activity
Source: RefSeq, a predicted model, not a curated record